Molecule: messenger RNA, 5722 nt
Organism: Bursaphelenchus okinawaensis
Lineage: Eukaryota; Metazoa; Nematoda; Chromadorea; Rhabditida; Aphelenchoididae
Source: the annotation of a GenBank genome assembly
AUGACCCUGUUGGAGGAAGAGUUGGAGCGUGCCGAAGAGCGUCUGAAGAUCGCCACCGAGAAGAUGGAAGAAUCCUCCGCCAACUGUGAUGAAUCCGAACGGUAGGCUUCUGAAGCCGAGAAACCGUGAAGAACCAGCGCCUCAGUCCAGCAGUUUUUGUAAAUCAGUCCGUUUUUGUUGCUAGUCCAGUCCUGUUUUGUCUAUGUUAAUGUCUUGUUGGGUGCAAAGUUGAUGGCUAUUUGAGGUUUUUGGGAAAUUUAGGUAACAAAUGCGGGAGAAUGAUAAAACGUUAAGAAAGAUAACUACAAUUUAAAGUAAAAUAGCCAAAAACAUUGCGCACAACACAAAAAUGCAAAACUUGUCGCUUGUUUUAUGUAAAUUUAUGUUGUUCAGCCAGCGAAAGUCGAUGGAGACCAGAUCGUCACAGGACGAAGAGCGUGCUAACAUCCUUGAAGUUCAAGUAGACGAAGCCAAGGUCAUUGCUGAGGAUGCUGAUCGCAAAUACGAAGAGGUCUGCUUGUGUGCAUUGCUAACAGCUUUCAGUUACUAACAUUUACAUUAAUAUUAGGGUGGCAAGAAAGUCGUUUUUUGAUUUGAAAAUACUUGUAAAUUGACGACAAGACUUUUUGGCAGCUUAAUAUUUUCUUUACUCUAACAUAUUUUAGAUUCUUUUUUCAUAUCUAACGUCUAAAACAAUAUAUUUUGAAAAAAAUCUUACUGUAGAUUACAGUGAUUUUCUAUGCCAUACUUAUGGCUAUAACAUAAUAUCUAAUGGCAUUUUUCUACUACAAUAUGGGUUUCUAUUAACAUUUUUCUCAUAACAAAGGUCAUAUUAACCAUGGUUUGACUUUGCAGUGCUAGAAGAUCGCUCGAGAACAAGGUUGAUGUAAAUGACGAAAGGUGUACACAGCUCGAGGAGAAGCUGCGACAAGCUCAGUCACUGCUACAUCAGACUGAGAACAAGGCGGAUGAGGUACUGUGGUUGUUGUGAGGUGGUUACUGUAGUGCCUAAUGGGCUAGUGAUAUUUGUCUUUGGAGUCACUAUGUCGGUGUAACAGUGGUAUACCUACAUGGUUACUAUUUUGUUACUAUAUACUUGUUCUAUCUUAACUUACAUUCACCUUCUAACCAUGUUGUGACCUUUCGUAUCUUAACAGCAGCUAUUCGUAUCUUGAAUGUUAUGUUUGUUACGGUCAGUUACUGGCGUUCAGGUUCUUCACGAUGGCUACAAUUUUAUUUUAACUAUGGUACGAAAGCAACAUAUGACCAGACGUACUGUUUACUAUAAUAUGGUAUGCAGUACGUUAUAGUAUGUUCCUAGUACUAAAAUCUUUUUUAUGACAAAAUAAUGGUAUAUUACCCUCUGUAGUGCCCGUAAGGUCAUGGAAAACCGCUCACUUCAAGAUGAAGAGCGCGCCAACGAGGUCGAGGGACAACUUAAGGAAGCCCAAUCCUUGGCCGAAGAGGCUGACCGCAAAUACGAUGAGGUGACACUUCUACCUAUCUUGUCUUUGCUUCUCUUACUGUAGUAUCUUACUCUUGAACUGCAGUAUCUUGCUGUUGAACUCUUUUUGCACUUACAGUAAGCUACAUAGUCUACUAUAAGACUAUGUGUUCUUACUACUUACUAUAGUGCUUCUACGACUAGUAUAACAUACCUAAUCAUAGAAAGACACAUAGUAUACUGUAGUAUAACAUACCCUACCAUAGUAAGGUCCACAUUAUAUUGUAGUAUAACACCAACUUCUCUAUAAUAGCUUGUAGUGUCUUCUUUACUCUUGUGCUUCUUUUUACCAUGAUAAAACGUAAUACAUUGUUGUUUAGGUCGCUCGUAAAUUGGCCAUGGUUGAAGCCGACUUGGAGCGUGCUGAAGAGCGUGCCGAAGCCGGAGAAAAGUAAGUUUUUGCCCUUUUAACAUAUAAUAUGACAUUAAAAGUAAUGUAAAGUUUAACAUACCGUAUCAUGAUGUAGGGUAAUGUAAAAUACGACCAUGUGUAGUUUGUUUAUUUUAAAAAAGGAAUUGUCUACUGUAAUAUGAAGAGUAGAAUUUUUAUUGAAGGUAAUGGGUUUAGAAGUAAGAUAUUGGCUUUAAUGGUUAGAUGUUUUACUGUAAGAGCUAUCUAAAGCUAUAACAGCUAGCUAAAUGAUCUAAAGCAAUAUAAAACUAAUAUUAGCUAUUAAAAACUACUAUAAAGAUACCUUUGGUUUCAUAAAACUACUAUUAGUUUGUUCAAUUUAUUCUGAGCCGCCCUUUUUCAAAGAAAAUUUGUGGGUUUAGAUGGCUCAGAAUUAUUUGAACAAUCUAAUAUAAACUUACCUAUUUAUAUCUUUUAAAAGUACUAAAAGAUAGCUAUAACCUUUAAAAACAUUAACCUCAACUCUAUUCUAACCGAGUUUCUUCUCUUACUAUCAUGAAUGACAUUACAGCAAGAUCGUCGAGUUGGAAGAGGAGCUCCGUGUUGUUGGUAACAACUUGAAAUCCUUGGAAUUGUCCGAAGAGAAGGCCUUGGAACGCGAGGAAGCCUACGAAGAACAGAUCCGCCAAUUGGACACCAGACUCAAGGAGGUAUGGGUGUUGAUAUGCAUGUUUAUAUGGUGUAUAUAUUGGCAAGAUUACUCGAGUAACUUGCACGAUAUACACCUUGGUAAUGUGUAGAUGUGUCCAAGAUGUGGUGGUGUUUUGUGUGUGUUUCUACGUACUUUUUGACCAGUUUGUACUGGUAAACGGGUGCUUCUAUUUGUGUUUCUUCUUCUUUUUUAUCUUUUUUUUUUCAUUUUUUUUUAUUUUUUAGCUUUUUCUUAUAUAAUUCUCAUUACUGUAACUUGUAGUUAAUGUAGAAAUGAGUAGUUAGGACAUUUUAUUAUCUAAAAAUGAAUAUUUUAAGCUAAAAGUUAUGUAAAUUUUGAAUAUUAAGCUGUUUGUUACCUAAAAGUAACUAUAAGGGUUUUGUUACCUAAAAAUCGAUAUAUUAAGCUAUUUGUUACUUAAAAUGAGCCUGUAAGCCCAUGUGUAAUAUGUAUGUUUUGUGUAGCAAGAUCGUGGAGCUGGAAGAGGAGUUGCGUGUUGUUGGUAACAACCUGAAGUCGUUGGAAGUGAGCGAAGAGAAGGCGCUCCAACGUGAAGACUCGUACGAGGAACAGAUCAGAACGUUGAGCUCACGUUUGAAGGAGGUACAGAACGUUGCUGGGGCUAUGUCAUUCUUGUUUUACUAUGGCUACAGGGUCUAUUCUAUCUUACUAAAGUUAUAUUUGGUUGUUUUGAUUUACUGGGGCGGUAAAAACAUUCGAUAUGGGACUUGGCUCAUUACUUUUUAUACAACUUAAUAUGUCUGUAAUUGGUAAAGUACUAUGUCAUUACUGAUACUUUUGGCAUCAUUUUUACUUUUUUAUGUUUGUAGGUCCAUGUGUAACUACGAUAUUAUAUGUUUAUGUCCGUCAUUUUAUACUGUCUAUAUGUAACGUCGUUUUGUUAUAAUUGAUCAUACCUUUAAACAAUUUAAAAUUUUAAUUUUUAGGCCGAAACCCGUGCCGAAUUUGCCGAACGUUCAGUCCAGAAACUCCAGAAGGAAGUCGACAGACUGGAAGGUAGGUUACUAUACUUUACGUACUGUACAUUACAGUAAAACCAUUUUUUAGAUUUUACUCAGUAAUUUUUAAAAACUAUACAGUUUUUAUGUUAAAACUUACAGUAAUUUUUGCAAAAUUCUGGAAAAUAUACUGUAUUUUUUGCACUUAAAAAAUUACUGUAAUUUAAAUUCUGGAAACAUUGACGUACAUGUCCGUAUCCAUGUCAUAUACAUUUGUCCUGUCGGUCGAAAACUUUUUUCUCACAUUUCAAAAAACACCCACGCCCUCCGGGCGAGAUCAAGCAAAAGCCGAGGAUUUGAGUUCUGCGGGGGCGACGAAGAAAGGAGCAUUGGGAAGGGAGAGAGUGGGCAGGCAGUUAGAUACAAAAAAGAGAUUCCAGGAACAAAAGAUGGAUAGAAUGGGGGAUUGGGUGAAAGGAAAUACAAUUUAUAGCAUCCAAAUAGUGUUUUAGAUAUGCACUUUUGAAAAAACAGCAAAAACCUAUUAUAGUAGAGGAAAAUUAUAUUGUAGUAGGUAGUUUUGAUCAAUUUUUGAUUGUUUGGUGGCUAAAAAAGAAAACAUAACAUAAAAUAAGAUCAGAAAUAACAUAUAAUUGUUACUUUAUUUCACACGACAUCAAAAUGGCAAUUAUUUGCUGAAGAACACAAGAUAUAUUGCGCUCACAGUAAUAUAAUCAUGAUUACUGUAACUUUUAGACGAGCUUUUGGUGGAGAAGGAAAGGGUACGCAAUUUGACUGCUGAGAUUGAACAGACUGUUCAAGAGAUCCAGGGUUCUUAACUGUUCGUAUUACUGUCCAUGUCCAUGUUUUACUUAGUAAUUGUAAGUUGAAGGUAGUGACCUUCUCUUACUGUCGGUGUGAAAACUUUCUUUACAACUUUUGUGUGGUUAAUAGAUUGUCGAUGAAUUAGAGUAACGUUUGAAAUGUGUGAUAUAACAUUUUAAAUCUAAUAACAAUGUGAAAGUUACCGUAAAUUUGAAAAAAUGGCUGAAAAGUGAAAAAAGGUGGAUUUUUAGCCGAAAACUAGCUAAAACAAGGUCAUAUUGUCCAUUUUUUGAUGACAACAACCCUUAAAAGGUAGAAUAAAGACUCACCAACAAUAUACGAACCCAACAACCCCAUACUAACAUAUGCCGUUGACCUAACGUAUGUUUUAGACGAGAAGGAAGACGUUCAGUCCAAGUCGAAACAGCUUCAGGACGAGUUGGAUCGGCUGGUGAACGAACUGAACCUGGUUUGAGCGUGUGCUCUGUGUGACGAGAUAUUAUGAUCUGUGUGACAAUAUAUCAUUACCGUGUCAUAUCUUACUGUGUGACGCGAUGUGUUCUUACAUUUACUUUACAUUUUACUUUGUGUCAUGCAAUAUCAACUAAUCACUGUCAGACCAAUGGCUGGGGGUGACUAAAGUAAUGUUAGAUACGAUUAGUGUUAGUCAUCCACGUCAUUGCGGUAAUGGUUGUUGUGUACUAUUGUGUUGUAUACCACUAUGUGGUUAUACUACUACGUGGUAUAUUACUAUGUGGUACACCUCUUACUACUACUGUUUGUUCUAAUCUUAAAUAUAUUGUACUAGAUAGAUCCAUUAGUUUUUUGCUGCCUUCUCUAUGAUAAAAAUAAGAAAGAACUAAUGGUUUACCUAGUACCACUUUGUGUAGAUUUCAAUUUAUGUAUUUUAUGUAAAAUGUACCAAAAGUUUUGUCGCUUUUCAAAAUUUUUGUUUAUGCUAUUUUUAAAAGAUUUUUUUGGCAAUUCUGAAAAGACAAAACUUUUGGUACUCUUUUUGGUAUCUGUGGUACCUGUAUUUCACGUGGCACCAACCUGGUACCACUUUUGACGGUCCUUUUCCGGUUGUAUGUAUAACAGAAUCUUGCUGUGAAAUGUAUAAUAAAAGUUUUUAUGUAAAAACUUUGUUUCCAUUAAAAUAUUUUUUCGAAUUUCAUAAAUUUCUGAAAAGAGUAAUACCCCACCCAAUAUAUUUACCAUAACAACUACUAUACCUACUUUAACCUCAUGAAAACCAUCAAAAACCACGAUAUUAUCAUGAAUAUUUAGACGAAUUGGUCCACGAGAAGGAACGUUACAAGAGCAUCUCCGAGGAGUUGGACCAGACCUUCCAAGAACUCUCCGGCUACUAA